AUAUUUAUAUAUCUUUUUCUUUCACUUUCUUUCUCAAACUCUCACGCAAAAUAUUCCAAAACUCACACUUCUGGUUCCAAGUUUCGCCCGCGUGGCUUUUUCGUGUUUGUUCUUUUUAUGUCGCCAUCGUCAUGGUUGUUCACCUGCUAUCCACAUUUUGUACUUCAAUUAAACGAAGUAUAAUUUUUCUCCGAAUAUUUUAAUUUAUUAGUAGCUUCGUAGAGCACGGGACUAGGGAAGAGUUUUCCACGACAGGGUCAUCCUUGAACUCCUUCCAUGUGCAGUAAUAACUUUGCUUUCUUCAAUCUCUGCAACCCCAUCGUUGAUCUGGAAAGUCGCCUCCUUUGUUAAACAAUCAGAUAUUUUUUCCUCCAUAAAUUACUAAUAGUUGCGUUUUUGGCAAAUGGGUCUUCCUUGAAUCUCUAAAUUCGCAGUAAAAAUGCCUUCCCUGAAUUGCUGAGACCACUUAUCAUGGAUCUGGAACCUGGGAUUGAUCAAAACCAAGUUAAGAGAGAGUCAUGGAAGACAGUGCUUACUCUGGCUUAUCAGAGUCUUGGCGUUGUCUAUGGAGAUUUGAGCAUUUCACCAUUAUACGUAUACAGAAACACGUUCGCUGAAGAUAUUAUACACUCGGAAACCAAUGAAGAAAUUUAUGGCGUAUUCUCCUUUGUUUUCUGGACUCUCACUUUGGUUCCUUUGCUGAAAUACGUGUUUAUUGUGCUCAAAGCUAACGAUAAUGGCGAGGGUGGCACAUUUGCGCUAUACUCGUUGCUAUGUCGACACGCUCGAGUGAGUUCACUGCCCAAUUGCCAGAUGGCAGACGAGGAGCUGUCGGAGUACAAGAAUGGCAGAAUUAGUUUGGACCCAAAGACCGGUUUUGGGUCGACGUUGAAAUCUGCGUUAGAGAGGCACAGGGUUUUGCAAAGAGUUCUGCUUGUUCUGGCUUUGAUUGGUACUUGCAUGGUGAUUGGUGAUGGUGUGCUCACACCGGCUAUUUCUGUUUUCUCUGCGGUUUCUGGUCUCGAGCUUUCGAUGUCAAAAGAGCAUCACAAAUAUAUAGAAGUUCCAGUUGCAUGCCUCAUACUGAUAUGCUUGUUUGCCCUUCAACAUUAUGGCACCCACAGGGUUGGCUUCUUGUUUGCUCCUAUAGUUUUGACAUGGCUAUUGUGCAUUAGUGCCAUUGGUAUAUACAAUAUAUUUCGGUGGAAUCCUCAUGUAUAUCGAGCACUUUCUCCAUAUUACAUGUAUCAAUUUUUGAGGAAAACUCAAAGAGGAGGUUGGAUGUCCUUGGGUGGAAUUUUGUUGUGCAUAACAGGUUCAGAAGCCAUGUUUGCUGAUCUUGGACAUUUUUCACAAUUGUCAAUCAAGAUUGCUUUCACGUCUGUGGUUUAUCCAGCUUUGGUUCUUGCAUACAUGGGGCAAGCUGCCUAUCUAUCUGAACAUCAUUUUAGUGUGAAUGACUACCAUAUUGGAUUUUAUGUGUCUGUACCCGGGAAGUUAAGAAUUCCUGUUCUGGUAAUAGCCAUACUUGCUGCAGUGGUGGGAAGCCAGGCCAUCAUCACUGGAACUUUCUCAAUCAUUAAACAAUGCUCUGCUCUGAAUUGCUUCCCAAAAGUGAAAAUAGUCCACACAUCAUCCAAAAUGCAUGGUCAGAUUUAUAUCCCUGAGGUCAACUGGAUCUUGAUGCUUUUAUGCGUGGCUGUUACUAUUGGUUUCAGAGACACAAAGCGCUUGGGUAAUGCAUCAGGUUUGGCAGUUAUCACCGUCAUGUUGGUCACCACCUGCUUAAUGUCUCUUGUUAUCGUCCUGUGCUGGCAUCGGAGUGUCUUACUUGCAAUUUGCUUCGUGUUCUUUUUUGGAACAAUUGAAGCUCUCUACUUCUCAGCUGCGCUCAUCAAGUUCCUUGAAGGAGCCUGGGUCCCUAUUGCCCUUUCAUUCUUCUUCCUGAUCAUUAUGCAUGUUUGGCACUAUGGCACGCUCAAGAAGUAUGAGUUUGAUGUGCAAAACAAGGUCUCCGUCGACUGGCUACUCAGCCUGGGUCCCAGCCUAGGCAUCGUACGAGUCCACGGCAUUGGCCUCAUACAUACUGAGCUUGUCUCUGGAAUCCCGGCAAUCUUUUCCCACUUUGUCACCAACCUUCCUGCCUUCCACCAGGUCCUAGUUUUUCUCUGCAUCAAAUAUGUCCAAGUCCCACAUGUUAAACCUCAGGAACGGUUUCUUAUUGGGCACAUUGGCCCCAGGGAGUACAGGAUCUACAGAUGCAUCGUACGAUAUGGAUAUCGUGACGUUCACAAGGAUGAUGUUGAGUUUGAGAAGGAUCUUGUAUGUAGUAUAGCAGAGUUCAUACGCUUCGGGAGCCUUGGAACCAAUCAACCAAUUGAAGAUUUAGGUGGAAUAAUUGAAGAUAUACGGAAGGAUGAAGACAAAAUGACCGUGGUUGGGACUUGUUCUACGCUUGCAAACAGAAUUCAAAUUGACGAGGACGAUAUGAGCAAUGUAGAGUCAGUUGGCACAUCAGAACUUAGAGAGAUAAAGUCACCACCCAUGAUCCGAUCAAGAAAAAGGGUAAGGUUUCAGGUGCCAGAGGGCCCAAAGAUAGACACAAUUGCGAGGGAGGAAUUGCAGGAGCUGGUGGAAGCUAGGGAAUCUGGGAUAGCUUACAUACUGGGGCACUCCCAUAUGAAAGCAAAGCAAGGAUCUAGCAUGCUUAAGAAGCUCGUAAUAAACUAUGGCUAUGAAUUCCUGCGGCGGAAUAGCAGGGCAACCACCUAUGCAUUCACUCUACCACAUGCGUCUACUUUGGAGGUGGGGAUGGUCUACCAUGUUUGAUCCUGCUUCCUUAGAAUCAUAAUUUGUCGUGUACAUGUUGUAAUCUUAUGCAAGCAACAGUUAAAGACCACCACCUUUUUGGACGGUGAAUGAAAGAACUUACACACAAUUCAGUCA
This is a messenger RNA of Alnus glutinosa, 2946 nucleotides long. Its product is annotated as potassium transporter 6. Gene Ontology annotation, cellular component: membrane. The transcript is spliced from 8 exons. Gene Ontology annotation, molecular function: potassium ion transmembrane transporter activity. Gene Ontology annotation, biological process: potassium ion transmembrane transport. The record is from RefSeq and is a predicted model, not a curated record. Lineage: Eukaryota; Viridiplantae; Streptophyta; Magnoliopsida; Fagales; Betulaceae. Bases 472 to 2829 code for a protein of 785 amino acids.